Molecule: messenger RNA, 1618 nt
Organism: Gorilla gorilla gorilla (western lowland gorilla)
Lineage: Eukaryota; Metazoa; Chordata; Mammalia; Primates; Hominidae
Gene: PRDM7
Product: PR/SET domain 7
Biological process (GO): regulation of DNA-templated transcription
Cellular component (GO): nucleus
Molecular function (GO): histone methyltransferase activity; protein binding
Source: RefSeq, a predicted model, not a curated record
UUGGCCUAGGAGCUGGGAGACUCAGGGGCCCUUCCCACACUCAGAAUUAGAGCAGGGCCUUCUAGACAGUCCCAGCACCAUGAGCCCUGAAAGGUCCCAAGAGGAGAGCCCAGAAGGAGACACAGAGAGAACAGAGCGGAAGCCCAUGGUCAAAGAUGCCUUCAAAGACAUUUCCAUAUACUUCACCAAGGAAGAAUGGGCAGAAAUGGGAGACUGGGAGAAAACUCGCUAUAGGAAUGUGAAAAGGAACUAUAAUGCACUGAUUACUAUAGGUCUCAGAGCCACUCAACCAGUUUUCAUGUGUCACCGAAGGCAGGCCAUCAAACUCCAGGUGGAUGACACAGAAGAUUCCGAUGAAGAAUGGACACCUAGGCAGCAAGUCAAACCUCCUUGGAUGGCCUUCAGAGGAGAACAGAGUAAACACCAGAAGGGAAUGCCCAAGGCGUCAUUCAAUAAUGAAUCUAGUUUGAAAGAAUUGUCAGGAACGCCAAAUUUACUGAAUACGAGUGGCUCAGAGCAGGCUCAGAAACCAGUGUCCCCUCCUGGAGAAGCAAGUACCUCUGGACAGCACUCAAGACGAAAACUGGAACUCAGGAGGAAGGAGACUGAAGGAAAGAUGUAUAGCCUGCGAGAAAGAAAGGGUCAUGCAUACAAAGAGAUCAGCAAGCCACAGGAUGAUGACUACCUCUAUUGUGAGAUGUGUCAGAACUUCUUCAUUGACAGCUGUGCUGCUCAUGGGCCCCCUACAUUUGUAAAGGACAGUGCAGUGGACAAGCGGCAUCCCAACCGUUCAGCCCUCAGUCUGCCCCCGGGGCUGAGAAUUGGGCCAUCAGGCAUCCCUCAGGCUGGGCUUGGAGUAUGGAACGAGGCAUCUGAUCUGCCACUGGGUCUGCAUUUUGGCCCCUAUGAGGGCCGAAUUACAGAAGACAAAGAGGCAGCCAACAGUGGAUAUUCCUGGCUAAUCACCAAGGGGAGAAACUGCUAUGAGUAUGUGGAUGGAAAAGAUAAAUCCUGGGCCAACUGGAUGAGGUAUGUGAACUGUGCCCGGGAUGAUGAAGAGCAGAACCUGGUGGCCCUCCAGUACCACAGGCAGAUCUUCUACAGAACCUGCCGAGUCAUUAGGCCGGGCUGUGAACUGCUGGUCUGGUAUGGGGACGAGUACGGCAGGAACUGGGCAUCAAGUGGGGCAGCAAGUGGAAGAAAGAGCUCACGGCAGGGAGAGAACCAAAGCCAGAGAUCCAUCCAUGUCCCUCAUGCUGUCUGGCCUUUUCAAGUCAGAAAUUUCUCAGUCAACAUGUGGAACGCAAUCACUCCUCUCAGAACUUCCCAGGACCAUCUGCAAGAAAACUUCUCCAACCAGAGAAUCCCUGCCCAGGGGAUCAGAAUCAGGAGCGGCAAUAUUCUGAUCCACGCUGCUGUAAUGACAAAACCAAAGGUCAAGAGAUCAAAGAAAGGUCCAAACUCUUGAAUAAAAGGACAUGGCAGAGGGAGAUUUCAAGGGCCUUUUCUAGCCCACCCAAAGGACAAAUGGGGAGCUCUAGAGUGGGAGAAAGAAUGAUGGAAGAAGAGUCCAGAACAGGCCAGAAAGUGAAUCCAGGGAACACAGGCAAAUUAUUUG